Messenger RNA from Scophthalmus maximus (turbot), 2482 nucleotides. RefSeq names its product vacuolar protein sorting-associated protein 26B-like. Gene Ontology annotation, cellular component: endosome; retromer complex. The transcript is spliced from 6 exons. Bases 491 to 1492 code for a protein of 333 amino acids. Gene Ontology annotation, biological process: retrograde transport, endosome to Golgi; intracellular protein transport. NCBI's taxonomy places the organism in Eukaryota, Metazoa, Chordata, Actinopteri, Pleuronectiformes, Scophthalmidae. The record is from RefSeq and is a predicted model, not a curated record.
CCACCCGGAAGUGGUAGCGCGGAAGCAGGUGGCGCACAUCCUGGUCGUUUGACAACACUCGCCGUUUUUUCUGUCAAGAGAAAAACAAACAUGUAAUGUCUGUUCUCGCUGCGACGGUUGUGUCCGUGUGAGACUCGUGUCCUGACUCUCGGGACGGAGCAGACAAACUACAGGACUCAUUGUUUUUGCUAAUGGACGCGUUGCUGUGCGUUUUCCCUCUGCCGUCGUUCUGCGCGUUAGCCUCGUCGGCGGAGAUGAGUGCGGCCAUGUAGCUGAUGUGGAGCUCUGCUGUGCAACAACCUCCGACUUGUCCCAGCUGCGAGUGUGUGAGCCCCGAGAGGAAGAAGAACCACAGGCCUCCUCUGCUGCCCACUUGGAAACACUGAGCAGUGUGUGUGUGUUGUUGUUGUUGUUGUUGUCGUCGUCGUCGUUGUUGUUGUUGUCAUUCGCUAACGCGCCGCAGAGGGAGGGAGACACGCGUGACGGUACAAUGAGUUUCUUCAGUUUCGGACAAAGUGCAGAGAUCGACGUGGUGCUGACCGACGCCGAGACGAGGAAGAAGGCCGAGCACAAGACCGAGGACGGGAAGAAGGACAAGUACUUUCUGUUCUACGACGGCGAGACCGUCGGUGGGAAGGUGAACGUGACGCUGAAGAACCCCGGCAAGAGGCUGGAGCACCAGGGCGUCAAAGUCGAGUUCGUUGGCCAAAUAGAGCUGUAUUACGACAGAGGAAACCAUCAUGAGUUUGUUUCCCUGGUGAAAGAUCUUGCGAGACCUGGUGAAAUAACUCAGUCGCAGACCUUCGACUUUGAGUUCACUCACGUUGAGAAGCCCUACGAGUCCUACACAGGCCAGAAUGUCAAGCUACGAUAUUUUCUUCGUGCCACAGUGGUCCGAAGACUAAAUGACAUCAGCAAGGAGAUGGACAUCGUGGUCCACACACUGAGCACUUACCCCGAACUCAACUCCUCCAUCAAAAUGGAGGUUGGAAUUGAAGAUUGUCUCCACAUCGAGUUUGAGUAUAACAAAUCCAAGUACCAUCUGAAAGAUGUAAUUGUGGGAAAAAUCUAUUUCCUGCUGGUGAGGAUUAAGAUCAAGCACAUGGAGAUUGACAUAAUCAAACGUGAGACAACCGGCACCGGCCCGAGUGUUUACCAUGAAAACGACACUAUUGCCAAGUACGAGAUCAUGGACGGCGCUCCGGUCAGGGGGGAAUCCAUUCCCAUCCGAUUAUUUCUGGCUGGCUAUGAUCUGACUCCCACCAUGCGAGACAUCAACAAGAAGUUCUCUGUGCGCUACUACCUGAACCUGGUGCUGAUCGAUGAGGAGGAGAGACGCUACUUCAAACAGCAGGAAAUCACACUGUGGAGGAAAGGUGACGUGGUGAGGAAGAGCAUGUCUCACCAGGCCGCCAUCGCCUCUCAGAGGUUCGAGGGCUCGGCCGCGUCAGAGAGCGCGCUGGAACAAGCUGCAAAGGAGGAGAGCGGGUAAGAGUCGCUGACUUCCUCUCCCCUCGCACAAGACUCAUCGGCGUCUGCGUUGGAGUAGCGAAGGUAACCGUCGACUGAACAACAUCUCGUCAAGCGGCUGUUUUAUUAGCUGGUAAAAAAGGAGGAAGAAGGGAGACCGACAUACAGUAUGUGACCGAUGAAACCAUUGAAACGCAAGAGGCAUUCAAGGGGGUGUCGGGCUGCUGGUCUUGACCUUCAUCAUUCAUUUUUUUCUUCAUAGGAAUCAAACUAAUCACCUGUCACAAUGUCCACUGUGUGAAAUGUUUCAUGUGAAAUUUUCGUGGAUUUGUAAGCCUUUUGUUUGUAACAUUCUCACGUUUUUUGGGGGGGGGAUACAUUUCAUCUCUUUAUUAACGCAACUGAAUUGUCAUGAAUUUCCAUCGAAAUACAUCUCCGACAUUCCACGUUUAGUGAAUGCAUAGCUAACAUUGUUAGAUGGUGCAGACAUCUGAGAUAACUUUGCACCGCUAUAUCUUGCUGAACACAUUUUUUUCUUUUUGGGUCCGUGUCGUGUGCUUGCAUAAAAAAGUUGUAAGUGGAAGUGGGAAGUGGAAUCUUUUUCUUUUUUGACCUUUUUAUUUGUUCAAAGUAUUAUGCCACACAUUGAGUUAAAAACCUGUGAAUAAGACCAGAUAAACCCUGUUUCCCUGUUCCAGCGUGUGUACACUGAUUAUACAGUACACAGUGCCACAAAAUGACCGUUCAUGCUCAUAUGCUUUACCUCAGCAUUCCAGCGGUGUUAGGAAAGAGUGUCCAAGUGUUUGAUAAUAUGAAGUCCUCUUUAACCCUUUUUAUUAGACUUGGAAUUUGUGCCUAAGUGUAUCAAGCAAAUGAAAUCCUCCUGCCUCUAACAUAAUUUUAGUCUUUUAACCAGAGAAAAGUUACUGUAGAACUAUAUCUUUUGCAAAUGCUAAUGACUUACUCCUUGUCCCCAAAAGUCAAAUAAAUUGAUGCCAAAUGGGAAAAGAAA